Molecule: messenger RNA, 3050 nt
Organism: Odontomachus brunneus
Lineage: Eukaryota; Metazoa; Arthropoda; Insecta; Hymenoptera; Formicidae
Product: cyclin-dependent kinase 12-like
Biological process (GO): protein phosphorylation; positive regulation of transcription elongation by RNA polymerase II; transcription elongation by RNA polymerase II
Cellular component (GO): cyclin/CDK positive transcription elongation factor complex; nucleus
Molecular function (GO): ATP binding; cyclin binding; cyclin-dependent protein serine/threonine kinase activity
Source: RefSeq, a predicted model, not a curated record
GACCAGGCUCGGGCGAUAGAAGAGUGCAGCUGCCGUCUCUCUCCCGACCUAUAGCUAUAGCUAACGCUGCAAGCGUAGGUGACAUGGCUUCAAAAUUCGAUCCUGAUGGAAGUUUUCAAUCGCGCAAUCAAGGUAGCACAAGUAGCGACGUGAGCUGCCACAGCUCCGAGAACAGCGACGAAACACAUCAGAGACAUGGCAAAAGGAAGAGCUCUAGCAAAAAAGAGGAGAAACGUUCGCGCGACAAGUCCAUGGAGAAUGUGCCGACCGUUGUUAAAUCUUUGAUGGAAUACUCUGAUGUGAGUAGCGAAGAUCUGUCCGAGCCGAAACCCGACAAGAUACAAUUGGAGGAUAGCCGCGGCAAUAAUUACAUAGACGGUGAAAUAUCUGAACCACUUCUUCAAAGGCAAUAUUAUGAUGAUAUUUACACUACCAUCGCAGUGUCGCCGUCGCUUCCACAUCGACACUCUAGCAGGCCGUCACGGAAAAGAGACUUCAGUCCUGCUUCAGCUAGACUCAGACAUAGUACAAGAAGUCCCGUCAGACAACGCGAAUUCAGCCCGAGUUCUGUAAGUCACAGGCGACGAACAGAGACGACUACCUUUCCACCGUCUAAACGCAGAAGACGAGAGGACUCUGAUCGACGUCAUAGACAUCACGAGAAGGAUAGGAGAGACAAGCGAAGGCCAUCAAGCAUCACCGCCCGAAAUCUCAGAAUACAAGAACUGAAGAUCAGUAAGAAUAGCCUAGCGGCGGAGAUGAUGAAGAACGAGAACUUGAGCGAAUUUGUGUACGAGAAAUUGCGAGCCGCGAGGAAGAAGGCCGCGAGGAAGAAGGCCGUCACCCAAGACGAUGUGCAGAUCAUAGAGGACCCUGAGGAGAAAGACGGCAAUAACGUGUCUACUGAAAACAGGUCACAUUUCAGGUCUCUUUCCCGAUCACGGUCUCGUAGUCCUGGUACUCCGAAGAAAUCGCAUUCAUCCAGCAAAACCCACAAGUCGACAAGGAAACAUAAGUCAAAGAGCCCGAGAAUAUCUUCUCCUUCCACUCAAAGAUCCAGAAUCAUAAGUUCGUCAAGCAUCACCGCCCGAAAUCUCAGAGUACAAGAACUGAAGAUCAGUAAGAACAGUUUAGCCGCGGAGAUGAUGAAGAACGAGAACUUGUACGGACAGGCUCUUCUUGUGUACGAGAAAUUGCAAGCCGCGAGGGAGAAGGCCGUCACCCAAGACAAUGUGCAGAUCAUAGAGGACCUUAAGGAGAAAGACGGCAGUAACGCGUGUAUUGAAAACAAGGCUUCCAAUGGUAAUAAGGACAAACCAGUGAAUCACAAGGACCAGCCCGCUAAGCUCGGCAAUGAAGACACGGUCAAGUCUGUCGACGUCGUCGACAUUCCCCUGCCGAUGAGCGAUGACAAUAGUCUGGCUGGCGAAACGCCGCCGUUAUCAGCCAGCCAGCCAGUGAUACCGCCGGCGCCGACAAUUGCAUCAAAUUUGACUUCCAACGUGAUUGUACAUACCUCGCCCACCUUGUUUGCGGUAGCUACCAAUUGCCCGAUCGCACUCUCCCAAAUCCCGCUUCCUGUGUCGGCGCUGAAUUUGAUCAUGUCCAAGUUCAAUACUCCCAACAAUCUGGUGCCCCUCAAAUCGUUGGAUUCACCCAAUACUUCAAAAGUAGCCUUUGAGGCGGAAAAUUCGUUCAAUUUUUCAUUUGGAAUCAAUCUGAACGACUUGAAGAGCAUUAAUUUCUCGUCGAGUCCUUAUAUUUCGCCUAGUAAGACGCAAAUGAAGCUCCCAACUUCGACGUCGAAGCUGCCGCAGAAGAGGAGCAUUAAGGAUCAGUCGAUGAUACCAGUUGUGCCUGGAUCAAAUGACCUAAGCAGCGAGAACGAUCCAAACGCGAUUCUACCGCACUUGAAGAUGGAACGAAUGAUACCGGAGCCAAAGAGACCGAAAGUAAUAGGUCGACCAAAAUGUCAUACUCCCACAUCAGUCUCCGGUGGCAAAGAUUGGGGUCAACGCUGUGUGGAUGUAUUCGAUAUUAUCACAAAGGUCGGACAGGGUACUUACGGACAAGUAUACAGAGCGCGAGAUAAGUGCUCUAGCGAGCUUGUAGCUUUGAAGAAAUUCUGGUCGGAAAAUAAGAAAGAGGGCGUCUCUAUUACGUCGAUCAGAGAAAUCAAGAUUCUACGUCAUCUAAAUCACAAAAACAUCAUUAAUCUUAGGGAAGUUGUCACCGAUAAGCAAAAUGCACUGGGCUCCCGAAAGGAUAAAAGUAUCUUUUAUUUAGUUUUCGACUGCAUGGACUACGAUCUAAUGGCUCUUUUGGAAUCUGGAAUGGUGAAUUUUAACGAGAUGAAUAACGCCAGUAUUAUGAAGCAGUUACUAGAUGGUUUAAAUUACUGCCACAGCAAGAAUUAUUUGCACAGAGACAUCAAAUGCGCGAACAUACUGAUGAAUAAGAAAGGCGAAGUUAAACUGGCUGAUUUUGGAUUGGCGCGUGUUUAUAACGCGGAGGACAAAGAAAGACGAUAUACUAACAAGGUGGUUACUCUGUGGUAUAGAUCUCCUGAACUGUUGUUGGGAGAGGAACGUUAUGGACCUGCAAUCGAUGUAUGGAGUUGCGGAUGUAUAUUAGGAGAGUUGUUUUGGAAGAAGCCUUUAUUCCAGGGCAACGCAGAAAUAAUGCAGCUAGAAUUGAUUUCGAGAGUUUGCGCACCUACUGAAGCUGUUUGGCCUUCUGUGACAAAAUUACCACAUUGGAAAAUAUUUAACCCAAGAAUGGUACAUGGAAGACGUUUGAGGGAGGAUUUCUCAUUUAUGCCAGACCCAGCUUUAAAUCUCCUGGAUAAAAUGUUGGAAUUAGAUCCCGGGAAGCGAAUAACAACAGCGGACGCACUCAAAAGUGCUUGGCUGGAAAACAUUCAACCUGAACAAAUUCCAGCGAUGAAGCUUCCUACCUGGCAGAAUUGCCACCAACAUUGGUGGAAAAAACAAAAACCCUUGUUAAAAAAGUAACAAGAUAAGAAAAAGUUACAAGAUUUGUACAGUAGU